AUGCGUCUGUCUCCAGCAUGGUACCAGUUUCUGGUCGGCGUUUUCGCCUCCCUCGGAUCGUUCCUUUAUGGAUACGAUCUGGGUGUGAUUGCCGAAGUGAUCGCAAGUGGAUCCUUUGCGGCGAAGUUUGAAGCAGAUACAACCCAGACUGGACUGGUUGUGUCAAUGUUCACGACAGGCGCCUUUUUCGGUGCCGCAUUUGCAGGCCCUACAGGCGACAAGCUGGGUCGGCGAUGGACCAUCACCAUUGGGUGUAUCAUCUUCUGCCUCGGCGGCGGGCUCCAAACGGGAGCGCAGACGGUGGCGUAUUUAUACAGCGGAAGAUUCCUAGCAGGCCUCGGUGUUGGCUUCCUGACCAUGAUCAUCCCCCUGUACCAGGCUGAAAUCUGCCACCCCGAUAUAAGAGGUCGUGUAACCGCUCUGCAGCAAUUUAUGCUGGGUGUGGGAUCCUUGUGCGCUGCAUGGAUCUCAUAUGGUACAUACAUCGGGUUUCCCUCAACCAACAAUGCUCAGUGGCAAGUGCCGCUGGGUUUGCAGAUUGCGCCGGCGGUGUUCUUGGGUCUCUUGAUUAUGUUCUUCCCGGAGUCUCCGCGUUGGUUGAUUGACCAUGGCCACCACGAAGAGGGACUAAAGACCCUCGCUAGACUCCAUGCCCAUGGUGAUGAAAACGAUGCCUGGGUUCGGGCGGAAUAUAAUCAAAUCCAGGAAACCAUCACAUUCGAGCACGAGAACGAAGCCAAGUCCUAUGUCGAGUUGUUCACCUCACGGUCCUCCUUCCGCCGUCUUUUCUUGUGCUGUGCGUUACAGGCAUCCGUGCAGAUGACCGGUGUAUCCGCGAUCCAAUACUACUCCGUGACGAUCUAUGGGCAGAUUGGAAUCAAGGGUGACAAGACACUACAAUACCAAGCGAUCAACUCCAUCAUCGCGCUGGUGGCACAAUUUCUCUGCAUCCUAUUCAUCGACAGGCUCGGCCGUCGCUGGACGCUAAUCUGGGGCAACCUCGGAAACAUGGUCACUUUCAUCGUUGCAUGCACACUGCUGGCUCGGUUCCCACCAGAAGUUGAGAAUACGGGAGCCCACUGGGGCUUCAUCAUCAUGACCUGGCUGUAUAACUUCUCAUUUUCCUGCACGUGCGGUCCGCUUAGCUGGAUCAUUCCGGCCGAAGUCUUCGAUACUCGAACGCGUGCUAAGGGGGUUUCACUUGCCACGAUGACUUCUUAUGCCUUUAACACCAUGAUUGGCCAAGUUACUCCUAUUGCGAUGGAGAGCGUGGGGUACCGUUACUACUUCGUUUUCAUCAUCUGCAACUUCACGAAUGCGGUGUUCUUCUGGUUGCUGUUGCCUGAGACUAAGAAGUUGCCUCUUGAAGAGAUGAAUUAUCUGUUCUCGAACUCCCCGUGGAUUGUUGUGGGGUCGAAGAAGGAGGACUACGUCCCUCGUGAUCUGGAACGUAAGGUUAUGGAACAGGAAGAAAAACAGCAGGUGAUUAUGGCGGAAGAGGAAGCCCGGCGGUUGAGUAGGUAAGAGAAGUGGGAUGAAGGAGAUGUUUGGAGGAAAAAUAUCGAUUACUAGUAAAAAAUAUAUUGUUUUUGAAAUUCGUGUGCCCUAAUUGUAUAAUAUAAUGUAUGCCGUCCAGUGAUAACUGAAAGUGGACAAAGCAUCCCAUGUCGGAAAGUGCACUGCGGCAGCUGAGAGGAGCUGUUAUUGCCAUGUGGGGGUUAGUACUAGCAAUGGUCGUGAAAAACACACACUAGGAUGUACUAGACUGGUGUACUAUAGCACCGCUGUCAACAGCACUGGUCAGCUCGUAUGC
Molecule: messenger RNA, 1813 nt
Organism: Aspergillus campestris IBT 28561
Lineage: Eukaryota; Fungi; Ascomycota; Eurotiomycetes; Eurotiales; Aspergillaceae
Product: sugar porter family MFS transporter
Exons: 7
Coding region: 1-1524 (507 amino acids)
Biological process (GO): transmembrane transport; carbohydrate transport
Cellular component (GO): membrane
Molecular function (GO): carbohydrate:proton symporter activity
Source: RefSeq, a predicted model, not a curated record